GUCAUACCGUCUUGGUGAGAGAAGAACCUCUUGAGCAGAGCCGCUCGAAGAGCUCAUCUGCAAGAGAACGUUACGCGAGUGUUGCGCGAGUUUGCGUCAGAGCGAAGUUGAGUGAAAGCGGAGAAAAGGAAAACACCGCGGGCAACUAGGAAGUGAUUCGGUAGCCGGCUCCAGCUCCAGCUUGCCAAAGUCAGUCGACGACAGCGCCGAAAAUUCGUCCCACGGACCUUUCCGAGCCCACGAGAAUUCCCACGUUCAGUGAAGUGUGCAAGCGAGGCGCAUUGAGGCUCGAACCGACAGACGAGGAUAUACCCACAGAUAUGACUCGCUGCCAGCCGCAAUCCUACCACGCGCAGACCACGAUGACCGACAGCGGGAAAUCGUCGUGGUGCGAGGAGUCGCGCUGCUACGGGAGCACCGUCACCUGCGGCAUGCUGCCGACCCUUCGAGAGCUGGCUUCCAGAGGGUGCAACAGCCGGGGCAGCGUCUGCCUGGUGCCCUACGACGUCGAGAUGGACGCGGCCAGCCACCUUCAGAUGACCCUGCUCGAGGCUUAUUGCCGGGAGAUCGGGAUCCAGGUGCUGAGCGUGUCCAAGGAGACGAUACAGCUCCACUUGUGCCCGGGAGGCACGGACCUAUCGUGCGUCCUGAUAAGCAACGACGAUUCAUAUUUUCCUAAGCUGCCUAAGUUGCCGAAGUGACACUCAAAGACUGGUCCUUGAGAGCUGAAACUAAAGGACCGGAUUACGUGCGGUCUUACACAAGCCGAAGCCAUUUGCUGAGGUCCCUGCGUCGGAGAGAUUCUCCACGCGAAGGAUCAGGGGGAGUUUCGACUCGGCAAGCAACGUGUCCUGUGUGCCUCGCCAACGAGGCUGCUAAUAAUGGACAGUUUAUAUUGAAAUGUAAAUAUAUGUAAGCGAGAUUUAUUCUAUCCAUCUCGCCAAGUCCGUGAGUUUUUAGCUGCUGCUUGAAAACACUUUCCGUACUCUCCUUCAAUUCUUCUCUUUCUUUUCUCUCCACCGACACACGAGUACUUAUUUCUACUCGAAUGCAGAAAGUGUGAAGCGAAGCAGCUGAUCAGGAGGGCAGAUCUGUUAAUUGCUAGAACAACGAUUGCGAUCAGACGAGUGGUGUUUCUUUCGGAAUCACUCGCUCGGUGGUCGUAGGAUAUGAAAUAUUGAUUAGCGUAUGCGACGUAUAUAUCUAUCAAUUGUAUACACGUUUGUCACAAGACAAACUGAUCUUUGUUAUGUAUGCUUUAUAAACAUCGACAGCUGAUGUCGAAAAACAAUGUAAAUGUAUAACAUCGCCAUUGAUAAUAUUAUAUGAUAUAUGUAUAAGAAGAA
This is a messenger RNA of Temnothorax curvispinosus, 1346 nucleotides long. RefSeq lists its product as uncharacterized. The transcript is spliced from 2 exons. Bases 321 to 701 code for a protein of 126 amino acids. The record is from RefSeq and is a predicted model, not a curated record. Lineage: Eukaryota; Metazoa; Arthropoda; Insecta; Hymenoptera; Formicidae.